This is a messenger RNA of Plenodomus lingam JN3, 1248 nucleotides long. Lineage: Eukaryota; Fungi; Ascomycota; Dothideomycetes; Pleosporales; Leptosphaeriaceae. The record is from RefSeq and is a predicted model, not a curated record.
AUGUCCACACCCUCAUCCUCCACCGCCUCCGCCUACCUCGAGCGCGGCACAAGAGCGUACGCCGUCGUCCUUGGCGCCUGGCUUCUCCUUCUCCCGGCCUCGGGCCUGCUCAACUCGACUGGCAUAUUUCAGGCCCGCCUGGUCGAACACGAGCUCCGGGGGCGGUAUGCAGAGGGCGAGGUUGCGUGGAUAUUCAGUGUGUUUGCGUUUUUGGUUUUUUUUGGGGGGGUCGGGGUUGGUCCAGCGUUUGACAAGUAUGGAGAGAAGAUCCUGGUGAGGCUUGGUGCUGGUGGACUGGUUUGCUCUUUGUUAGUUACCAGUUUUUGUAAAGAAUACUACCAAUUCCUCCUCUCCUUCGGCAUCCUAGGCGGCACCGCCUCCUCCCUCCUCUGGACCACCAGCAUCGCCACCCUUGGCCACUGGUUCCACCAAAACCGCGCCCUAGCCACCGGCCUCGCCACCACCGCCGGCGGCUUCGGCGGCGUCCUCUACCCCAUCCUCUUCCACACCCUCGUCCCAAGACUCGGUUUCCCAUGGACACUACGCUGCUUUGCCCUACUAAGCGGCUGCUGCCUCCUCGCCGGCUCCGCCCUGCUGCGCACCCGCCUCCCACGCCCCACGCACACUGCCACGGGCCUCAUCUCCCUCGAAUGGAGCAGCUUCCGCGAUCCCCGCUUCGUGCUAACCAUGGCUGCAAUAUUCGUCCUCGACUGGGCCGUCUUGGUGCCGCCGGCAUACGUGACGUUGUAUGCACGCUCAAGAGGCCUCCACGAUAUCGCACCGCAUGUGCUCGCCCUCUUGAACGCAGCCUCGAUAUUCGGGCGUGGUCUACCAGGUCCGAUUGCAGAUCAACUGGGCCGCUUCAACGUCAUGAUUCUCUGUUCGGCCGUGUGCACGGCAUCUGUUUUCGGGCUGUGGUUGCGCCUCGGCUCCAGUGUGGCUGGUAUUGUGGUCUUUGCUAUCGUCUAUGGCUUCUUCAGCGGUCCGGCGUAUAGUCUUACGCCAGUUUGUGUGGCGCAGCUGUGUAGGACGGAGGAGUAUGCGAGUCGUUAUGGGACGGCGUAUGGGGUUGUGAGCUUGGCGACUUUGGCCGGUGUCCCGCUUUCCGGGUCGAUAUUGGGGGCAGGGGGAGGGGGGGAGUAUGAUGGGUUGAUAGGGUUUUGUGGGGCCAUGUAUGCGGUGUCUACGGUGUUGUUUGUUGUGGCGAGGGGGGUUAGUAAGGGGUGGAAGGUGGGCAUCAAGUUUUAG